AUGACUGCAAUCAAAGCUCUAUUUGUCGGUUCACUAAACAAUAAGGAAUUGAUCAGAUUUCGUGUGAACGACAUGUGUACGCACAUCUUCUUCAAGCCUCUGGUAUUGGCUGCAUUUAAUUUGACUGACAGCUGCGGUGUGUUCAAAGGGAAAAUUGUAGCAGUGACCAAUGGCAAAGAGUUCCUCAGACUUCAAGUGAAGAAACCAUGUGAGCAUUUGUUCCUGAGACCUCUCUUCAGUUCCCUCAUGAAUGUAACUAAAGAUUGCUUCGUCGUGAAAGGACACUACAAGUUCCACGUUGACAUUCUGGGGAUUGCUCAGUCGUAUUUCGGUGGUACGUUUGUGUUUGGCAAUUGGACAUUCAAGUCGUUAUUCUACAAUGAAGCUUGCAAUUUCUCUUGUGCAAAUAUACAAGUUAUUUUGUCUCCGAAAAAAGAACACUAA
Messenger RNA from Spodoptera exigua (beet armyworm), 444 nucleotides. The record is from the annotation of a GenBank genome assembly. NCBI's taxonomy places the organism in Eukaryota, Metazoa, Arthropoda, Insecta, Lepidoptera, Noctuidae.